Messenger RNA from Vicia faba (fava bean), 303 nucleotides. Lineage: Eukaryota; Viridiplantae; Streptophyta; Magnoliopsida; Fabales; Fabaceae. The record is from the annotation of a GenBank genome assembly.
AUGACUGAAUAUGAACCAGAAACCCCGAUCCAAGCUGCUACUCCUCAAUGUAAUGAUCCUCUUGCUUCUGACUCUGCAGUUAUUGAUUCUACUCCGUUCUACACUCGUCUUCUCCUUCUUCAUAUUUCUGCAAUUUCGGAUCUUUGUAUAUUCCGUGAGAGACUGGUUGCAGAAGAUGGCGUGGCAAUGAUGGAGGUGGUUAAUGAUGUAAUAUGCACUUCCAUCAGUUGGAGUGUACCCAACAGGGAACCCGGUCCACUGGAUUUUAACCCCAUUUUGGCUAGUAUACCUCAUAACUGGUAA